This is a messenger RNA of Leucoraja erinaceus (little skate), 6950 nucleotides long. Its product is annotated as protocadherin gamma-A11-like. NCBI's taxonomy places the organism in Eukaryota, Metazoa, Chordata, Chondrichthyes, Rajiformes, Rajidae. Gene Ontology annotation, cellular component: plasma membrane. Bases 2600 to 4999 code for a protein of 799 amino acids. The record is from RefSeq and is a predicted model, not a curated record. Gene Ontology annotation, molecular function: calcium ion binding. Gene Ontology annotation, biological process: homophilic cell-cell adhesion. The transcript has a single exon.
GUGUUCGCAUUAACCAGCGGACCUCUUCCAGGCUAAUCGCACAGCACUUAAUAUAUCCCUGUUAACAUACGCAUGACACCAUUGACAUUUUCAGCUUUAGACGGGAAGAGAUUUAGACCAGAAUAGAUUUCUGGAAACAUUUUAGACCAGAAGAGAUUUGUGGAAACCUGGAUGAUAUGGUAAUGUACGCUUUUUGUUCUGGAUCAUAAAUGUUUUAUGAUUCAACCACAGAGCGGUAUUGUUCUUCUAAUACAGUUCCCCUGUUCUCAUUUGAAUGUAUUAUUCAUCGGGUCAUUUUACAUUCGAUAGUCUGUUGCUUAUGUAUUAGCUGGUCAACGCCGUUUAUUGAUGCUUGGAUGUCAGUUACGCAUGACCUCAUGUUUUGGCAAUAACAGUUUUCCAACUGUGAGUGGUAAGUCUCUGGUUUAAAUACAUGUUAAAUCACGAAUGGACAAUACUAGUAUGCAUUGUUUGCGUAUGAAAACAAUGCUACAGGCAUCAAGGAGGUAGACCAGGUAAAUAUCUGGUAACAUUUCUAUGGAAUGUUGCAAUGGAUUUUUAUUAAUUCAUUGAAGACGAAGCUAUUUGUGUGUAUAGAGUUAAAGAGCACGUUGAUGGAGUGAAUUGAACUAAAAUUGAUAGAGGGUGCUAUGAAUGGUGCAAAAUGGGUUGGGUGGAAUUCGUAAUUGUAUACGAUUGUACAACCUCCCAUCUCAAUUGAACGUCGAAGAGUUCCGGAAAUCGGAACAACACAGAAGAGAACACAGCUGUGGUAAAUAGUAAUACCAACAUUCUCGGAUUUACGAAAAAAAAUAAAAUAUCGUGAGAUUUUAAUUGAUCAUCACCAAUGAUCACCGGGGUUGCUUGAAAUUGCCCACAUUGUAUCCAUUCAUACUGGUAGAUUCGUAGGGAGAGGGAACUCUAAAUGAGUUAGCCUCGUGAGUAUUUUCCUUCGUUUAAAAAAUACAAUGCUUGAUAUAAGAGAUAUAGAUAACACUUCCCAGUAAUCUGCUAUAAUAUUGAGAACUCACAGUUACAAUAUAUUUAUGUUAGAUAAUGAAAUAAAAAAAACAUUAGUAAACUAUACAGUCAUGCAUUUGUUACGUUUAUUACCCAGACGCGCGGAGAACUGUUCCUGCUGCGAAAGACAUGUUUGUGUACUGUCUCUACGUUACAUGGGGAUAAUCAUCUAUCAGAUUACCAAUAUUGCCCUUUAUAUACAGAAUGCAACAAAGCUCCUGCAUUUCCAGCAGAGGGCAGCUCUGUCUGCAUAGAUGAUGAUUUCCCCGAAUCAAUUUGUGUUCAAGGCAAAGAAAGUAAAAUAAUGUAACUGCGUAAUGAAUCCAUUCCGAAUAACUGAUUCCAAAAUUACGCACGAUCAUUAUAGUUAUAAAACAAAAUGUCGCACUUCUGCUUCCAUUAAUUAUAUUCAGUAUUUAUUAAACCGGAUGCAAUAACGGUGUAAACAUUUAAAUCAAUUAUGUUUUUUUUAUUAUUUUCCAGCGCUGAUUACCUGCAGGGCUCUUCAGCGAUGUGAAAGAAAAACGGACAUUUAUGCGUUCUGAGAGUCUAAACCAUGCUCACGUGGUGAUUUCUCUAUAGCACACAUACACGCACACACCACAAACGACAUACUACAUAAUCCCACACACACACACACCCUCUCUCUCUCUCUCUCUCUCUCACACACAAAGAACGCCAUGUGUUGAAUACGGAUUUAUUUCGUCAUCAAUAAAAUUCGACCGAAUAGUGAAUCCUUCUGCUAGUCCAAAUGGGAGUUAUGGCGCAUGUAACCUGCGGCGAGCAGUGUAAUAUGGUAGUGUUAAUAUAAGCAAGAUAUGACAUUAUGCAAACUGCGAAAGGUGAUGUGUUCAACUUGCGUGAGGUUAUUACACAUUGUUUUUCAUUGUUGUUAUUGACGGCCAUUUCUCCGGUAGAGAUUCUUUCAUUCUGUACGAUGGAACUGAACAAUGCCUUCAGGAAAAAUAUGAAACCGACGUUUUUAUACCGAUGGAAGUAACGUGAUUUUCCGCAGAUGGCAACGUUUCGGUUCGACUUAUGGGAUCAUUUUAGUUUUGAAUGUUUUAUAUGUAUUAAUCAUGAAGAACAAUUUUCAAACCAAUUAGUUGAAUAAACGUCAAUGGUGACAUUUUUAGAUGGAAAUUAUGUUACAGCUGUACCUAAUAAUUGAUCUGCUUUUUAUUUUAUCUAAUGUGCUUUUGCGAAAGUAAUUUAUGAAAACCCUUCCUUUUUAAUUGAACACCUUUAAAUAUGUGAAGGAAAAUCUGCUUUAAGAAAACCACGAUGUAGUCAGUGGAUGUGUCUCUUUGUUUCGCUGUCCGCCAAUAAGAAGCUAUGACGCUGCGAGGGAUCGACCCUCCGCCAUAAUUAUCAAACACAGAAUGAAUCUCCGGCAAAGAGACGCGGUGACUGCGUUUACAGCAUACAGCUGUGAUCAGUUAAAUUGGGUGAGGUUUUUUUUAAUUUGCUUUUGUGUUCAGAGUUAAUAUAUUUAUAGCAGAUCCUCGUACUGGCCUAACUCGGUGAACAAAUCGUGUGUUUCCGAUUCGGAUAUCAGUAAAAUACAUACACUCUCGCAAUGGCGAACGUGGACUGCACAGCACUCUGUGUUGUAUUGUUACUUCGUCUCACCGGUUUGGUUUGCGGACAAACAAAAUACUCUAUUCCCGAAGAACUGGAGAUCGGUGCCUUUGUCGGAAACAUUGCUGAGGAUUUGGGGAUAAAUGUUCGUGAAUUAUUAGUCCGAAGACUGCAACUGCUUCCUCGUGACAUGAACCAUUAUUUCGCGGUAAAUACACAGACCGGAAUUUUAUCUGUCAACGAGAGAAUCGACAGAGAACAGUUUUGCAUGGAAGCAUCGACAUGCUCCAUUUCGUUGGAUCUCGCGGUGGAAAAACCUGAUGUCAUUUUUCCAGCGGAGGUGGAGAUAUUAGAUAUAAACGACAAUUCGCCGAUGUUCACAGCCGACGUCAUUUCUUUGCAACUGUCUGAAUUACUUGCACCGGGAGCGCGCUUCCCUCUCGAGAGCGCGCACGACCCGGACGUUGGUUUAAACUCUGUCGCUAAAUACCACCUGAGCCUUAAUGAUUUUUUCAGCAUUAAAGUUCAUACAAGAAAAGAUGGAAGUAAAAUCGUGGAUCUAUUUUUAGAGAAAUCCUUAGACCGCGAAAAACAUCCGUCUUUUGAAUUAGUAUUGACGGCUGAAGAUGGUGGGAUCCCGCACAGGUCCGGUACUACAAAGAUAUUUAUUAUUGUUACAGACAUAAAUGACAAUGCACCUGCAUUCGAUCAAAGCAUAUAUAAGAUUACCGUAUUAGAAAAUGUACCCGUAGGCACACUGCUGAUAAAAGUACACGCAAUUGAUUUAGACGAAGGUUCUAACGCAGAGUUCAAAUAUUCUUUUGGUAAUUACGCCUCACAAAAAGUACGGACGUUGUUCAAUUUGGAUGCUGAAACGGGCGAGAUCAAAGUUGCAGGUUUAUUGGAUUUUGAAACGGCAUAUGAAUAUGAACUUGAUGUACAAGCUGUGGACAACCUGCCAAACGUGGGACAUGCUAAAGUUCUGGUUAGUAUCGUUGAUGUGAAUGAUAAUGCUCCCGACAUUAAGCUGACUUCAGCAAGGAAAGUGGUACUAGAGGAUGCAGUAACAGACACUGUAAUUGCUGUUUUUGAAGUAACCGAUAGGGAUUCUGGAGAAAACGGGCUCGUUCAGUGCCAAAUUCCAGUCAAUAUUCCAUUUAAGAUGGAACCGACUUUGCCUAAUCACUACAAAAUUAUGACCAGCAAGAAACUUGACCGUGAAACAAUCUCAGAGUAUAACAUAUCCAUUUCAGCACGCGAUGCUGGCUCGCCUUCACUUACUACAAUUGAAACCAUCACAGUUUCAGUAUCUGAUAUAAAUGAUAACGUCCCACGUUUCUCCAAAUCUUCAUACGACAUAUAUUUAAUGGAGAACAAUUUUCCGGGCGGUUCUGUUUCUUCGGUUACCGCUGUGGAUCCUGAUCUGGACGAUAAUGGAAACGUGGCCUAUUCUAUUCUGGAUGACAAACUCGAAAACGUACGCGACGCUUCCAACUUUGCAAUAAAUUCGCAACGCGGGAGCAUAUUUGCUCUGCGUUCUUUUGACUAUGAACAAACGAAGAAUUUCCAAAUAACAAUUUUAGCUCGUGAUGCUGGAUCCCCGUCACUAAGCAGCACUGCUAUUGUGAGAGUUAUUAUCUUGGAUCAAAACGACAAUAUUCCUUUUAUAAUUUCGCCAGCCACGUGGAACGGUACCGCGGCUUUCGCCGCUGUACCGCGCUCUAUAUAUCCAAACUACUUAGUCACCAAAGUAGUCGCAAACGACGAAGAUUCAGGGCAGAACGCGCGGCUUUCCUAUGAGAUUACAGAGGCCACUGAUCGCAAUCUUUUCACCAUGGGUCUUCACAAUGGAGAAAUCAGAACAACCCGAACUUUCACAGAAGGCGAUGGCCCCACACAGAAAAUUGUGGUCUUAGUGAAGGACAAUGGUCAACCAAGUCUUUCAAACACAGUUACAAUCAGUUUAUCAAUCACUGCGAACAGUACCGAAAGCCCUUCGGAGCGUACAAUUCAACAGAAAAAUGUGGAACAUUUUCCGGAUCUCAAUACAUAUUUAAUAUUAAUUCUAGGAUCAACCAGCCUCUUGUUUCUCGUAAUAAUCAUCUUAUUGGUGGUCUUCAAAUGCAAACAAGAUCGGAGUAAUGCUAUUUACCAGAGCUCUGCAACGUAUUGUUGCUGUAUGCGGAGAAAUUCCGAUGUCGCAUUUCAGGGAAGACCUGUCCCAAAUGAAUCACUAAAUUAUUAUAGAGCUGGGCAGGUGCAGGCUAAUUCAGAUCCUUAUCAAUAUACGGUUCGAUUAGCGCCGGAAUCGUCCAAGAGCGAUUUCCUGUUUCUAUCGACUUGCCAUCCGACAUUGCCACUAAAUGACAUCAGCACGGAUGAUUUAGCAUUUAAGUAGGCUGUUGGAGUGCAAUUUCACUUUGUGACUGAUGGGUUAAAUGCAGAAAAAUGCUUAAUAUAAUUCAAAAUAUAAUGUUGUGUGUUGUAAUCAUUUUUCUUCGUGGCGCUCUAUUGCCCCUAGCAAUAGUCAUUGGAUAUUUCCGAAUAAUGUUAUAUCUCGCUGGCUUCUAGAUUUAAUCUGCUGUACCUCGGAGUAAGUGUUCGUCUUAUAAUGUUAAACGUUUGGCCUCAUAGUUUGUGCCGAGUGUAUUGGAAUAAAUAUUGUCCUUCAUGCAUGAGCACAAAAUAAUAUCCUGGUUAACAUUACAGGACGGUUACCAUUGCGCCAUAAUGAAUCAGAGAUGAUUUGGCGUGGGGGAGGAUUUUCUUAGGGUGCAGAACUUUACUUCUGUGGAAGUACAGAACAUUUGAGAAAGGUGGGCCAUUUGACAUUUCCAGUGAGCUCAAUAAUAUCACAGAUGACCAUCAAUAUUUUGUUUUCUCCCUCUCCUCAUACAUAUUGUUGCAUUUCCUGUUAAGAUCUGUCUUUUUCUGAAGCAGAUUCAACGAUUUGGCAUCGUCAACUACGUGUGAGAGAGAACACCACAAUAUCCUUAUGUAGUGAGCGAAACAUUCCCCUCGUGGCUAUCUUAAAUGUGCGACUCCGUCUCUUAAGUGAUGAAUGGGCUUGUAUUUUCUGAAGAAAGCACAUCCAAGGAGAUUUACAUAUGUACAUAUUGACACUGCUCUUGGGUGGGCUGAACCGAAAUAAUCUAUCGCCGAAAGCAUAGAGGCAGUAAAUGGACAAUGUUGAAUUAAGAUACUCAAUGAAAAGAGCAGAUAGAUUUAUGUACAAAAUUCAAUGCGUGCCGAGGCUGGUAAUUAGGGACUAGACCAUAGAUGAAAAAAGAAAACGGCACAAGAGAAUGAUUAAAUCAGAAGAGACAGGUUGGGAAAUGGUAUUAACCCGUGCCCACUUUUGACCAGCAUGCAAAUUCGCUUUGUGACUGAAAAUGGGAAAAUAUUUAUUAUAAUUCAAUAGAGAAUUGUAUGUGUUGUAAUUAUUCUUCAUAUUGUUCUUAUUAAUAAUCAUUAAAUCCCGUGAUUUGGUAUCUCACUGGCUUCUGGUCCACACCUGCUGUACCUAGGAAUAAGUAUAUAGUACCACCAUUGUAGUAUUUUUCACGUAAUUGUGUAAUUGUUCUAUUAGGUGAUAAAUAUGUUCCUUCCUUCGUGAGCCAUAGAAAAUCUCGUUAGCAUAUUGCUGGAAGACUAUCAGUCAUGUCGACCCUGGAGCCAGUUUAAGAUUAUCAUGGAUGAGCAUCCUCCUCGUAGAUGUUAUGACGUUUGUCCGGAAAUUUGACUGUUUCCUUCUCAAGUAGAUUCGACUUGGACUAGACAGUUAUCUCGAUAGAGAACGCCAAAGGAUUCUUGUGUUAUGAUCCUCACUAUUGUCUUAAAUUUACAAUUUCGUCUCUUACGUGACUUGGAUUGUGCUUUCCGAAUAAAACACAUCGAAGUAGAUUUAAAGAUAUGUGCAUUGAUGCUGUUCCUGGUUGUCUUGAAAUGGAAGAAUCUGUAGAUAUUCAGUAUUUAGUGAACGUUGAAUUGCGAUAAUGAAUGAAAGGAUUAAAUUGAAUUAAGAAUGUUAAAUACGAUAACUGGUGGAGUUCUGGGAAUUAGUGACCCGGGGGAUGGUGGAAAAGUAAGCCUUCCAUCAAUUUUAAAAGUACCAGAUUCGACCUGAAGAGUGGAUCUGGGCAGUGGGAUUAACCGGUGUUCAGUUUUUGGCCAGCAUUUGCAUGAAGGUUCAGUAAAUUCCGAUAUUUCUUUAGUGAAUCUUGUGAAAUGCUUAAUUUGAAGUAUAAUCUCUUAUGAAGGGAGGGAUGGCAUUCCAUUCCCCCUUUUAAUAUAAAAAUUAUUCGAAGAAGACACAUUUUGUAAAGAAAGAAUGGUCAUUAAAAUAUGCA